Messenger RNA from Calypte anna (Anna's hummingbird), 5637 nucleotides. It is a transcript of the gene CEP152, whose product is annotated as centrosomal protein 152. Gene Ontology annotation, biological process: centriole replication. Gene Ontology annotation, cellular component: centrosome. Lineage: Eukaryota; Metazoa; Chordata; Aves; Apodiformes; Trochilidae. The transcript is spliced from 28 exons. The record is from RefSeq and is a predicted model, not a curated record.
GGGCGGCCGCCGGUUGGUGACCGCGGGUGUCAGUCAGGGCGCCCGGGCCCGGUUGUCAUGCGGAAGAGCGCGGUGCUCGCCUUUGUUGUGCCCCGGUGAGGCGCGGGGCCCGCGGCGCUCGGCGCCUGCAGGUUUUGCUGGAUACUCAGAAACAUUAUUAGAAAACAAUGUCACUUGACUUUGACAGUGGGGCCCUACAAACUCAACAUGAAGAUGAAGACUAUGACCAAGAGGACUAUGCAAGAGAACAAGAGUUGCAACAACUGUUGACAGACCUUCCCCAUGAUAUGCUGGAGGACAGUGGAGACCAGCUAUCCACCUAUUCAGACAGUAGCAUUCAUGAGACUGAGGAGCAAUCACAUGAGCCAGGAAAGCAUGAUGGAAGGUGGAAUGACCAUCCACUGAUAACUGAUCCUCAAAAUGGUUAUGAACAAGGACAAAGUCUGUAUCCUGAGCAAUUCUUAUGUGACCAGCAAAACAAUCAUGUUGAAAAACAUGUAAAGCAUUGGACUGGCCUACAGAAUGAGGAAGAAAAGAAACAUUUAUAUGAUAAGGAAGAUUACUGUGUCACAAAUGGUCAAGAGGAUCCUGAGGAUGUGUUUCUCAGUAGAGAUAAGUUCAGUGCUCCAGGUUGCUACCAACAGAAUAAUGUGUAUCAUUUUCCUGAAAACUUCAGGCCAUAUACAAAUGGCCAUAAACCAGAAUUUAAUAAUCAGCCAAGUAAAAUAAUAAAUUUUCCAGAUGCUUCAAAGGAACAUCUCCAGCAAUAUGUUGCAUCUGACAUUGUCAAAUCUCCAGAAUCCUACAAAGUGACUUUUAAACCAUACCAAAAUGAUGUUCAUCAAAAAAAUCCAGAAGCAACCAGAAUAAAUGAAGUGUUUGAGGAUUUGCAACAUGAAUUCUUGGGCAAUGAUGAAAAUUCAGAAAAUAUGCAGAUUCUUCAACUUCAAGUUUUAAAUAAAGCAAGAGAGAGACAACUGGAAGAACUUACUGAAAAGCUAGAAAAGAGUGCACAGCAGAUUAGGUAUUUGAAUCAUCAACUUUCAAUGGUCCAAGAUGAAAAGGAUGGUUUGGCUGUUAGUCUUCGUGAGUCUCAAAAACUCUAUCAGAGUGGAAAGGAACGGGAAAUGCAUCUUGAAGGUCAAAUAAAGGCCCUUGAAACUCAAAUUCAGACUCUCACUACCAAUGAGGAACAGAUAUUGAAGCAAUCCAAAGUGGCAGAGGUAGCCAUGGAAAGCAUGCAGAAGCAGCUGUUAGAACUUCAGCGAUCAGAUGCUCUUCAGAGGGCCCGAGACCAACACGAGGCCAUUAUUUCAGCACUCAAGCAGAAGUAUGAAAAUCAAAUAUUAGCAUUAGAGCAAAAACUUGAUACUACAAAUUCUGCACUUCGAGAGGAGAGAGAGCUUUGUAAAAAUCUAGGAGAGCAUGUAAAGCAACUUGAGAAAAUGCUGGAAGAAACCAAAUGCGAAAAAACUGAAAUAAUAAAUCGGUUGACCAGAAGCCUUGAAGAAAGCCAAAAGCAAUGUGCAAAUUUACUGCAAACAGGCUCGAUGCAGGAGACGAAUCAGUUACGGUUUCAAUUGCAACAAUCUCAGUCUGCACACAUGAUAAGCAACAACAUGAACAAGGCUUUGCAGGAAGAGUUAAUGGAACUAAAGGAAGAAAUAGCUUUGUAUGAAUCUGCAGCCAAGCUUGGAGUAUUUCUGAAUGAUGCAAAUGGAGAGCUGCUAGAUGAUUCCUAUGUAGAUUUGGGAAUUAGAAAAAUCACUGGGAAGAAACCAAGAUUCUGCAGUGCAAUACAGAAAAGAGAUAUGGAUAAAGAGCUCUCUAAAGAUGAAAUUAUUGUAGAAUUAAAAGCUGAGAUGGAACGUUUAUUGAGCAGUAAUAAAAUGAAGAGAAAACAGGUUAAUCAAUUACAAAAUGAUCUUAAAGAUUGCCAGAAGACAUUAGAGGAAUACAAGCAGUCGCUGAAAGCCGAAAAAGCAUCGAAAGAGUUAGAGACUGUCACAACUCUGAAUGAUACUUUGGCCAGUCCUUCAGUUUCUGAUAAUCUUAAAGAAGAAGUUCUAAAACUCAGAAAGGCUAAUGAAACUUUGCAGCAGGAAGUUGAGAACCAUACUUUGACUAUUGAAAAACUGAAGGAAAAUGAAGAAAAACUGACAAACUUAAACCAAGAUCUUUGUUGUCAGAUGAGAAAGAUGGUUCAGGAUUUUGAUCAGGAUAAACUAGAAGCCAUUGACAGGUGUGAAAGAACUUAUCAGCAACAUCAUGAGGAUAUGAAAGCACACUUUGAGAGAGACCUGAUGGAGAGAUAUGCUGCAGAAAAAGCACAGGUCAUUCAAACAUAUGAAGAGACCAUCUCGCAAUUCAAGGCUGAUAUAGAGGAGCUGAACAGAGAGAUGACUGCAGUGAAGGAAUGUUACAUCAGAGUCUGUGGGGAGAAAGACAUCUUGGAAACUACUUUAAGGCAGAAAUUUGAACAAGAACAGCAGCUGAAGGAAGAGAAGCUCAAGAGACAGAUAGUGAAAGAAAAAGAGGAUGCUCUCAACCUUCUGAAGAUUGAGCUUGAAGAGAAAUACAGAAGCUCUCUGACAGCAGCAAAGAUGCAGUGGCUGGAAGAAAAAGAGCAGCAGGUUGAAGAGAAAGUUGCAUUAGCCAGAGUUCACUGGGAGAAGGAAGAAAAAGAGAAUAAAACAAAAAUAGAAAGAGAAUGGCAAACUAGGCUGGAAGAAGUGAGAAGAACUGUAGUUGAAUGUAAUGACUGCAGCAGCCAAACUGACCAAGUAACAGUUGUGGAUGGAGCUUCAACUGAAGAGUUAGAAGGGAUUGUUGAAGACCAGAGGCUGCAGAUCCAGAAGGCUCUGAAAGAAAAUAUGGUCUCUGCAGAGGCCUUAAAAGAAUUAGAAAUAGAACUGGAAAAUAAAUACCAUAAAAAUCUUGCCAGCCAGGUAGAUGCAGCUUUAACUGAAGCUCAUGCCAGAUGGCUGCAAGAAUUAACAGACCUCAAAGAGUACAAAAUAAAUCUAAAGCUAGAACAAGAAAAAUGGGAGAAAGAACACCAAGAGUCUGCAGCAAAACAGUUAGCCCUAGUUCUCUCAGCUGCUGAAGAGAAAUGGAAGAAAGAAUAUGAAAAUACAGAGAAAUCUGGGCCAAGAAUAAAAGAACUGGAAGAAAAGGUAAUUUCUCUCAAGAAGGAGUUGGAGCUAAAGAAAGAAGAAAUCCCUGCAGCUGUCAAAGCAGAACUAGCAAAAGCCCGUGCUCAGUGGAACAAAGAGAAGCAAGAAGAGAUCCUGCAGAUACAAGAGCAGAAUGAGAGAGAUUACCGCUCAUUCUUAGAUGAUCAUAGGAACAGAAUUAAAGAGGUACUUGCAACAGCAAAGGAGGAUCUUGCAAAGCAGAAGAAUGAAAUCUCGAUACAGAAGGAGGCAGAAAUGAAAAUGUUACUAGAACAAAAGCGGCGAGAAUGGGAGGCUCAGGAAUCAAAGAGACUGCAGGAGAAAAUUAAUCAGUAUGAGGAGAAGACUAAGGUUGAGCUUGAAUACUUGUUAAGUGAAAUCCAUGAUGAACUAGUCAAGUGCACACUUAAUAAGCAUUCUUGGAGGGAUAAGUGUUUGGAUGCUCAUGUUCAAUUUAGCCAUCAGUGCAAAGACAAGCUGAAGGCUUGCUUUCAGAAGGCCUACAGAACCACAGUUUACACAAUUCUGGAAAAGGAAGAGCAAAAGUGGAAAAAGAAAUAUGAAGAGCUACUGAAUAAUGUAAACAAAGCAGAGUGCUCUCAUCAGCCAUGUGGCAGAGAAUCUGGGGACAUGACAAGACCUAUGUACAACACUGAACACACAGCAGAAGCACAAAGAAAGCCAAGAAGACAGCAACCCUUGCAGGAAACCAGAACAGACAAAGGUCAGAAAUGUACAAAAAGGAAACUUGAGUCUCAGGAAGUUUUUUGCUGUGAACACAGCUACCAGGAGUUUGAAAAUAGAGAAACUGUGAGCCAGGAGUUGAAAAAAGAGCUGCAGAUAGCCCACAAGUAUCUUCAGUUUGCUGUGAAAGAGCAUAAAGCUAAGUCAGAGCAAAUCCAAGAAAACAAGAAGGUCCUAGAAGUUCUAAUUGCAGAAAACUCUGAGAUGAAGGCUAAACUGAGAAACCUGGAAUCACUACCAAGGUCACUGUCAAAGGGAGAUGUCUUGAAACCUUGUACAUCUUGUGACUCUGUGAGAGGUCUGGAAGAAUUACGUGCUCAGUACAUUAAAGCUGUGAACAAGAUUAAAUGUGAUAUGCUUUGUUACAUCCGUGAGAGUAAGGAGCGAGCUGCUGAAAUGAUUAAAGUGGAGGUUUUGAGAGAGCGUCAAGAGACUGCACGGAAAAUGCGCAAAUACUACUUGACAUGUCUGCAACAACUUCUUACUGAUAAUGGGAAGCCUGAAGGAGCUGAAAAAAAAAUAAUGAAUGCUGCCAGUAAGCUUGCUACAAUGGCUAAAGGGCUUGAAACACCUCUUCGACACGUUCACACAGGCAGAUCUACCCACUCAGCUCUGCUAUUAGAUUCAGAUCUACCACCUGGAUCUGAGUACUCAAAAAGAGAUCACAUGCUUCAGACUAGAUCAAACCAUAUGGAAAGCAAAUCAUGUGGUAGAAGAAUUGCUGAAAAAGCUAAGGAUAAAAUUAUUCAGAAGCGUGUACCGUGUGACUUGAGGCAGCAGUUUGAUGCAAUGCAGACUGAAACUCAACUUAUGCUACAUGAAACAGUGACUUCAAAUAUUCAGAAUGGGAGUAAUUCUAAAAAUCUGGAUGGUGCUUCAAGGGAGACUCUGCCAGAGGUUUGUCUAAAGGAAGAUGGAAGAAAAGAAAAAUACGGCCGCACUGUAAAUAUAGACAAAGGACUCUUGUGUGCUGCUAGUGAUACAGUACAUCAGAAUACUACUCCAUCUCUUUUUCAAGUAACACCAGAAAAUAAGCAUACACCCAUCUUUACAAAUGCCCAUACCACGCCUGGGUCAACUCCUCAUAUUCUUAAGAGCAAGCAAGAAAGAAUAGGCUUGAAAGAUGAUACAUACAUUCAAUCAGAUGGGAAAUGGAAAUCUAGAUCUAAAAGAAGUCAGGAAUUUGGUGGUCAAGAAACUCCAGAAAGGGAUGAAGAAAGCUGCAGUGAAUGGAGUUCUGUGACUGGAAGCCUGGAUCUGGAUCACAGUGAUAGGCUACUCUUGUAUCCUGAACAAAAAGCCAAUACUCAUGUCCAAGCACAGACCCCAUACUAUGAAGAGUUUCCUCAUGUCAGGUCAUGUUCCCCUGCAGAUGAAAAUGUUGAUUCUUGGAGAGACCUCACUAAUGGCAAUGGCAAGAUUCACAGUACAGAAAGCAACACUAAAGUUUACAGUAGAGGCCACCUGGUAACAAACCCAGAGCAUAUUUAAUUCCUCAGCUCUGCCAAAUCAAAUUCUGCUGUCUCACAGCUCAAGGUAUUGCCAGAUUUGAGUGUAGGAAGAUGGUGCAACAAAAGCUUGGAAGAAGAUAGUGUGAGAUUCCCAGUCUCUUCAGCAAGAUAGUGGUUUUGGUAGGCCACUUCCCAACUUGAACUGGUAUCAGCUAUUCCUCAUUUGAAGGAAAAAACCAUGACUUGAUAUUUAAAUAAAAGUAUGA